Molecule: messenger RNA, 2637 nt
Organism: Chelonoidis abingdonii (Abingdon island giant tortoise)
Lineage: Eukaryota; Metazoa; Chordata; Testudines; Testudinidae
Product: granzyme M-like
Biological process (GO): proteolysis
Molecular function (GO): serine-type endopeptidase activity
Source: RefSeq, a predicted model, not a curated record
CCCUAACCCCACCCAGCUUUUCACUGUCUGUGUCUGCCCUGGUAACUAACUGGUCGUCUCCCAAGGCUUUGCUACAUUGAUGCAGCUCACACCAGACCCCUGAGAGCUCUGUCUGCACUAGCCGUUCCCAGUGCAGAUAGCAACAGAUGACGAUGUCCCUAAAACUGCUUUGUAGGCCUGUGCCUCAAUUUCUUUCCAUCUGUGAAAUGGGUGUAACAAUGCUUGCCUGUUUUGAAGGGGAGGGGGAGUUGUGAGCACUAGUUAAAGUCUGUGAUUUCUUUGGAAGUCGUAAUAACCCCUUGUCCUUAUUCAGUGCUUUUCAGCACCAGAGCUCAAAGGGCUUUGCAAAGGUCAGUCUCAUUAUCCCCAUCUUGUAGAUAGGGAAACUGAGGCACAUGGAUGGGCUGUGACUUGCCCGAGGACACAACUAGCAUACUAGUGGAAGAACUGGGAAUAGAAUUUUGGGAUCUGGAGACCCAGCCCCUUGUUCUGUCCACUAGCUAAGUACCAUGGACCUAAAAACCCAGAGAAGCCCGAGCACUUUCCUUCAGAUCUCUGCCAGCACCUGGGUGUUGGCUCCACCCCAGUUUGCUCAUUGGGAUGUUGUGCUCGCGGCAGUUAAGACUCUUCAGUGAGCAUUGGGUGGUUAAGACCUUGGUUUUACGUCUCAGAAAGAGCAGCAGAACUCUGGGAGAGGAAUGGUUUUAUUACAUGCUACAAGCCCCAGCAGAGCUUCUUGCAUGGGCUGGGUGCCGGGGAGGCGAUCAAAGGGGCAUGUUGCAGUCGAUCACAUAAGUGGUUGCGAAAAUGAAGGUAGUGGCGUAUCUCUUUAUCGUGACAAGGUCCAGGGCUGUGCAGUGGCUGAGAGCCUGUGCAUGGGGGUGACGGGUUGGGCGAUGGGACUCUACGCUACAAACCUAGCUGGAUCAGGGGAAUGGUUCCAGCUUUGUAAUCAUGUUUGUGCCUAAAGAUGUGCCCCUGAGCUCCGAGUGCAAUAGAGAGGGAGUUAAAAGUGGUUGGAAAUGGCAGGGGAGCAGUUUACAUCUCUUCUGUCAGGGCGUGUGGGGGGUGUGUGUAUGGGGGUGUGCUGUUGCGGGGUAGAAUGUCACAGACAUGUCAGAAUCUGGCCCCAAAGCAUUCAGGAAGCAUGUCGUGUAUUUUUACACACUCACUCUUGAGGGCUGAGUUCCUGUUUUUCUGGGGGUAGCGAGGUGAGCACAUGCUGUGUAGCAGCUCCUUUCCUCUCGCUGCCGGUAGCUUUGGCGUGUUUCAGCUGUUGGCACCCAGCUUCUGCCUCCCUCUGAAACAUCUCCCAGCCCCAGCGCGGCAACACUUUGCUUCCAGUGCCAUCCAGUUUUCACAAGCGGUGAAGAAAGGCCCUACCUUGGCUGUGGGUGCGACAGCCUUUGCUCUGCAAACCUCACCCUCUGCCUCCCGAAAGCCCUUUCUCCCACUGCUGCAGAGGAGAUGUGAAUGCGCUCAGGGCAGGAGCGGGUAUAUAACUACGAGCGGAAAUCCCCUCCGGCAGAAGCGGUGGGGGUGACAAAGUCUGCAGACGGCUCAGCGUGGUGGCAGCAUGAAGGCAGAUGGGCAAUUGCUUUUCCUGGUGCUGCUGUUCCUCCCCAUUGGGAAGGCUGGCCAGCUCCAGUCUUCGAUCAUUGGAGGACGCGAAGCAUUGCCUCACUCCAGGCCCUAUAUGGUGUCUAUCCACAUAGGAGGCAUUCCCGCCUGCGGGGGAGUCCUAGUCCACGCGCGCUGGGUGCUGACGGCUGCGCACUGCUACCCCAACCUGAUUCAGGGUCCCAUCAGGGUGAUGGUGGGUCUCCAUUGGCAGCCCAGGAGAAAUGCCCGAGUGCAGGUCUUCACUGUCGCAAAGUUUGUCCCGCAUCCUUCCUACAACCGCACAACCCUGGCAAAUGACAUCAUGCUGCUCAAGCUGGACAAGAAGGUGGUUUGGAACAAGGAGACGAGCCUUCUCCCACUGUCCAAGAGGAAUCCGACCCCAGGGACCCUGUGCAGCGUGGCUGGCUGGGGGAGGUUCAGAGAGGGAAGCAAAUAUUCCCACGUCCUGCGUGAACUCGAUGUCAAGGUGAUGGACAUCAGGAUGUGCAACAACAGCCAGUACUGGCAUGGCGAGGUCACCAGCACCAUGAUGUGCAUCGAAGGGAUCAAGAAGGGCUCUGCCCCUUGUCAGGGUGAUUCCGGGGGCCCUGUGGUGUGUGGAAAGAAAGCGGAGGUAGCUGGCGUGAUCUCCUUCACGGGCAAAAGCUGCGUCGAUGUGUUCAAACCGCCCGUCGCAAUGGCUGUCUUUAAAUACAAGACGUGGAUCAAAAAAUACCUGCGCUGGGGCCGAGACCUGUGACUGCAGCAUCAUUUGUAAGCUUGCCUGUCCAUCCCCUCUGCUGUGUAUUGACCCCUCGUCGCUUCCCUAUGCUGCCCAGGUUAGAGAUCAGCUCACUCACCCAGCCACGUGUGCCUCAUCCAUCCGUCCGGGCACUGCUGGUGCAAACCCACGCCCCCACCCCCCUUGCCUACCUGUUCUCUUACAGAGGAUUCAGCUCUGUCCUUCUCUCUCUCAGGAAACUGUCUGCCUGCAUCCCUGUGUCAUGCUUCCUGCUGCUGAUUUGAAAUAAAAGU